Messenger RNA from Mugil cephalus (flathead mullet), 2242 nucleotides. It is a transcript of the gene utp4, whose product is annotated as UTP4 small subunit processome component. Lineage: Eukaryota; Metazoa; Chordata; Actinopteri; Mugiliformes; Mugilidae. The record is from RefSeq and is a predicted model, not a curated record. The transcript has 18 exons. Gene Ontology annotation, biological process: maturation of SSU-rRNA from tricistronic rRNA transcript (SSU-rRNA, 5.8S rRNA, LSU-rRNA). Gene Ontology annotation, molecular function: RNA binding; protein binding. Gene Ontology annotation, cellular component: small-subunit processome; 90S preribosome; t-UTP complex.
CGACGCGAUGACGUAUUUCCGCAUUCGCCGGUUCCGUUCCGGUUCAAAUGUCACCAACGUGGCUCCCGUGUUUUUAGGCGUGUGGAUUUAAUCCGGAGGAAAGUUACACGUGUGAAGAAAUACAGCCGGUGUUUGUCUCUGACGGAGGACGAUGGGGGAGUUCAAGGUUCACCGCGUUCGCUUCUUCGACUACAUGCCCAGCGCCGUCCGAGCCAUGGCCUUCAACAGGGAGACGGAGCGUCUGGCCGUCGCCCGGGACGACGGGGCGCUGGAGAUCUUCAACUUCUCUGACAACUACUUCCAGGAAAAGGUGAUCCCGGGGCGGGACGGCCGGGCCGUGGAGGCUCUGUGUUGGGUGGGACGGCGUCUCUUCAGCGCCGGGUUGAACGGAGAGAUCACAGAGUACGACCUGGAGAACCUGAGGCCCCGCUACAGCGUGGAGGUCUACGGGGGUCCGGUCUGGGCCCUGAGCAGCAACAGCCGGGGGACACAGCUGGCGGUCGGGUGUGAGGACGGGACGGUGAAGAUGUUUGAGAUACUGGACGAGAAGAUUCAGUUCCACAGGAACCUGGAGAGACAGAAAGGUCGAAUCAUUUCUCUGUCCUGGCAUCCGUCUGGAGCUCAGAUCGCUGCUGGAACCAUGGACAUGAUCCGAAUCUUUGACGCCGAGACAGGUGGGACCCAUGCUGUGGACCGAGCGUGGGGCGUCUAAGAGCAGAGAGGUGUGGUCUGGAGGUACCUUGUCGACCACACCGUCCUCAGCGUGAACUCGGCGGGAGUCCAGGUCGACGGACGCACGGGUCCUGUCAGGACUCACCUCGUCACAAUGGGAGUCCUGGCUCUGUCACUUUUUAAGGACGAGAGCAGCGUCAUCGCUGGGACGUCUGAGGGGACGGUCGUCCAGUUCCAGUUCGUCUCCUCCACCGCGGACCGGCCGGAUAAGGAGUGGGUCAGAACCAGGACCUUUAAAAACCAUUCACACGACGUGAGGGCGCUGGUUCACACGGACACGGCCGUGGUGUCCGGAGGGAUGGACACUCAGCUGGUGGUGAGACCUCUGCUGGACAAGGUGGAGAAGAACACGCAGGAGUCAGCGUUACGCAGAAUAACCUUCCCACACAGGAGUCUGGUCAGCUGUGCCAGGAAAGCCGGGCUGCUGCUCUUCCAGUUCCCCGAUCAUCUGGAGCUGUGGAGGCUCGGAGAGAGCGACGGACACGGAAGUCCUGGAGAGAGUCUGCCUGUGAAGAGGAAACCAGAGAAACUCCUCCAGCUUAAACGAAAGGGAGACGAUCACAUCUGCUGCAGCGCUUUGUCUCCGUGUGGAGGCUGGUUGGUUUACUCCACCGUCUCCAGCGUCCGUCUCUACAGACUCCAGUACGACAACAACAACAUCAGCAUCAACAAGGUGUCUAAACUCCCCAGGGAGCUCCGCUGGGCCUCCCAGCUCUGCUUCUCCUCCGACUCCUCCAGACUCUUCGCCUCCUCCAGUCAGUCGUCGGUCGUGGUCGUUUCUGUGGAUCAGCUGGAGAUUAAACACCUUCACACCCUCAGACACAAGUCAGGGUCCCGGGGGCCGGCCCACCUGCUGGUUGCCAGUGACGACGGUAAAUGGUUGGCUACAGGGAACACGGACGGAGAGAUCCACGUCUACAACGUCCCCAAGAUGAAGCUCCACUGCACCGUCCCCCUCUACAGCUCCUGUCCCACGGCCAUCGCCAUCCACCCCACCACCAGCAACCUGGUCUCAGUCCACGCAGACCAGCAGAUACUGGAGUUCUCUCUGCGUCAGAAGGAAUACACCGAGUGGAGCCGGACGCUGCAGAAACAGGGGCUUCACUCUCUGUGGCUGCAGAGGGACACGCCCGUCCAACACGUCGCCUUCAACCCCAAGAACCCGGCGCACGUCGUCCUGAACGACACCUUCAUGUUCUGCAUCAUCGACCAGAGUCUGCCGCUGCCUGAAGCGAAGUCGAUGCUCUACAACCAGAUGACCCUGAGGAGUCUCCCGGCGCCGGACAGGAUGAGACAGAGUCACGCCUUCAAGAUCUGCAAGACUUUCCAGAACCUCCUGAGCGUCCGCCUGUUGGAGGACAUGUCCCUGGUGGUGGUGGAGCGCCCCCUGUUGGACAUCGUGUCUCAGCUUCCUGCUCCCGUCCGUCAGAAGAAGUUCGCUACAUGAACGUCUGUUAAUACGUCUCCGCCUCCGAGGACGGAUUUUAAUAAAAUAAUGUGUUUACUCUCA